Arachis duranensis is the source of this 2939-nucleotide messenger RNA. RefSeq names its product pentatricopeptide repeat-containing protein At1g25360. Lineage: Eukaryota; Viridiplantae; Streptophyta; Magnoliopsida; Fabales; Fabaceae. Gene Ontology annotation, biological process: RNA modification. The transcript has a single exon. Gene Ontology annotation, molecular function: RNA binding; zinc ion binding; protein binding. The coding region runs from base 449 to 2818 and encodes 789 amino acids. The record is from RefSeq and is a predicted model, not a curated record.
GCUCUGGUGGCAGAUACCUAUACACGUCAUAAAUUUGAUCCUUAAAUCCUCUGCUUAACGUCUCGCGCCCAAUUCAUCGUAUCAUCAUCAAAUUCAAAACAACAAAAGAACACAAAUAUCAGUCAGUCCAACACAACAACAAACACGAAACUCAGCACAGAUCAGAAAAGCACAAUUUGGUGUCUAAUUUCGGCCACGUUAAAUUGAAUUUGUCACUCCUAUCAAUACGUGGCUAAAUUUUCGUGGCAAACUUCCGUUUCUGUGGUAGUGUCAACAUAACAUUGACAUUAGCAUAGAUGUUCAUUGUUCAACUUGCCCACAAUUAUUCCCUUAUUAGACACUACUGAGAAACGCACCAUCUAAUAAUUAUGCCAAAGCAACUUGCAUUCAAAUCUCCAUUCCAAAUCAUCAUUCGCCAUAAUCAUCAACCACACUUCCAGGUUCCAGCAUGGACCCUCGCAUACUGGCCAGUCAUUACAUGGUCCAACUCAGCCGCACCCCCAUCACCCAGAUACUAGCACGUGCCGUCCACGCUCACAUUCUUACCUCUGGCUUUAGGCCAUCCACUUUCAUCCUCAACCGUCUCAUUGAUGUGUAUUGCAAGUCUUCAAAUAUUUGUUAUGCCCGCCAACUGUUUGAUGAAAUUCCCAAACCAGAUAUUGCUGCUAGAACCACUCUCGUUGCGGCGUACUCUUCUAUGGGUAACAUAAGGCUUGCUAAGGAGGUGUUUUAUGCCACCCCUUUGAGAAUUAGAGAUACAGUUAGUUAUAAUUCUAUGAUAACUGCUUAUUCACGUAAUCGUGAUGGGCAUUCUGCUGUUAGGCUCUACAAAGAAAUGAGGGUGGAGGGGUUUGUGCCAGAUCCAUUUACUUUUGCAAGUGUGCUAAGUGCACUUUCGUUGAUAGCGGAUGAGGAGAGACACUGCCAGCAGCUGCAUUGUGAGGUGAUUAAGUGGGGAGUGGGGUGUGUGGUGUCGGUAUGCAAUGCUUUGAUGAGUGCGUAUGUGAAUUGUGCGAGUUCACCAUUGGUGUUGUCUUCAUCGGUGAUGGCUGCUUCUAGGACGUUGUUUGACGAGAUGGAAGAGAGGGAUGAAUUGUCAUGGACCACUAUUGUUGCUGGGUAUGUAAGGAAUGGUGAUCUUUGUGCGGGGCGCAAGCUUCUCGAUGGGAUGACUGAAAAGAUAGUUGUUGUUUGGAAUGCCAUGAUAUCUGGUUAUGUGCAUCAUGGGCUUUAUGAUGAAGCAUUUGAGUUGUUCAGGAAAAUGCAAUCCAUGGGCAUUAAGUUGGACGAGUAUGCUUACACUAGUAUAAUUAGUGCUACUUCUAAUGCUGGAUUGUUCAGGUUAGGAAGACAGGUGCAUGCUUACAUUCUCAGAACAGAGUUACAACCUUCAGAACAUUUUAUUUUGUCGGUAAAUAAUGCCCUAAUUACGUUCUACACUAAACAUGGUAAAUUGGUUGAGGCAAAGGAAAUUUUUAACAAGAUGCCCAUAAGAGAUCUAAUUUCUUGGAAUUCAAUUUUGUCUGCCUGUGUGAAUGCUCGGCACAUUGAGGAAGCUAACUCCAUUUUCAAGGAGAUGCCAGAGAGGAGUCCCCUGGCAUGGACAGUGAUGAUAUCGGGCUUAGCACAAAAUGGUUUUGGAGAAGAAGGUUUGAAGUUAUUCAACCAGAUGAAGUUAGAGGGACUGGAGCCAUGUGAUUAUGCAUAUGCAGGAGCAAUUACGUCGUGUGCUGUUCUUGGAUCAUUAGACAAUGGACAGCAACUGCAUUCUCAGCUACUCCGUUUGGGACAUGACUCAAGCCUCUCUGCCAGCAAUGCAUUGAUUACAAUGUAUGCAAGAUGUGGUCUUGUUGAAUCUGCCUAUGAUGUGUUCCUCACAAUGCCUUAUGUAGAUUCAGUAUCUUGGAAUGCCAUGAUUGCAGCUCUUGCACAACAUGGAAGGGGUGUCGAAGCCAUUCAACUUUAUGAACAGAUGUUGAAGGAAGAAAUAUUACCUGAUAGGAUAACUUUUCUCACAAUUCUUUCUGCUUGUAGCCAUGCAGGUUUGGUCAAAGAGGGGCGUCAUUAUUUUGAUACAAUGUGUACUUCUUAUGGUAUAACCCCAGGAGAGGAUCAUUAUGCUCGUUUGAUUGAUUUAUUAUGUCGUGCCGGUAUGUUCUUAGAAGCAAAGAGUGUAACUGAAUCAAUGCCUUUUGAGCCCGGUGCACCUAUUUGGGAGGCUCUUCUUGCUGGUUGCCGGAUUCACGGGAAUAUUGAUUUAGGAAUUCAAGUUGCUGAGCAACUCUUUGAGCUAAUGCCACAGCAUGAUGGAACCUACAUAAUCCUGUCCAAUAUGUAUGCCACUUUAGGUCAGUGGGAUGAAGUGGCCAGGGUGAGGAAAUUAAUGAAAGAACGAGGGGUGAAGAAGGAACCUGGUUGUAGUUGGAUCGAGGUUGAAAACAUGGUCCAUGUCUUUUUGGUUGAUGAUGCUGUUCAUCCUGAGGUACUAUCAGUGUACAGAUAUCUAGAGCAACUCGUAAUUGAAAUGAGGAAGUUGGGCUAUGUUCCUGAUACGAAGUUUGUAUUACACGAUAUGGAAUCUGAACAUAAAGAAUAUGCCUUGUCUACUCAUAGUGAAAAACUUGCUGUUGUUUAUGGAAUUAUGAAAAUUUCUCCAGGAGCUCCGAUUCGUGUUUUCAAAAACUUGAGGAUAUGCGGGGAUUGCCAUAAUGCAUUCAAGUUUAUAUCCAGAGUAGUCAAGCGAGAGAUAGUAGUGAGAGAUAGGAAGAGGUUUCACCAUUUUAAAAACGGUGAAUGUUCUUGUGGCGACUACUGGUAACAAAAGGUUCUCUUGUUUGGUUCUCAUCAAUGAUUGCUUUAAUCUCAACACUGGUCAAACAGAUGAAUAUAUAAGUGGAGCAUCUGUUAUCAGGAAUUCAAAUUUGAGAUUGAAAGUAGUC